Messenger RNA from Colletotrichum abscissum, 648 nucleotides. RefSeq names its product cytochrome P450. Bases 1 to 648 code for a protein of 215 amino acids. Gene Ontology annotation, molecular function: heme binding; iron ion binding; oxidoreductase activity, acting on paired donors, with incorporation or reduction of molecular oxygen. The record is from RefSeq and is a predicted model, not a curated record. Lineage: Eukaryota; Fungi; Ascomycota; Sordariomycetes; Glomerellales; Glomerellaceae. The transcript is spliced from 2 exons.
AUGGUACAAAGGCUGAACAGUGUCAUGGAGAAGGAAGGCUACCCUCUCCCUGACUGGAUCGAAACCAUGAGAGCUGAGUCUGCCGGCUUUGUUGUUGCUGGAUAUGAUACGACGAACACAACCCUCUGUGGGGGCAUCAAGUUCAUCGCGGAUGACCAAGCAGUUCAGCAGAGACUUUUUGAAAGCAUUCAGAGCUUUCACACCGCAGCAAGUAGUGAGGGUCGUCUUCCUACCCACUCUGAGAUUUGCGAAGCAAACAUACCGUACCUAGACGCAGUUAUUGAGGAAAUGCUUCGGCUUGCUCAUACAGCAACCAGUCAAGAUCGAGAGUGCAAAGAAGAUACAGUCAUCUUGGGCCAUGUCAUCCCCAAGGGUACCACCGUCAUUGUCCCAAACCGGGGUCCAAGCUUUACUGAGCCGGGAUAUGAGAUCGAGGAACGCCUGCGGAGCCCAUCUUCGAGAAAAGCAGCCACCGAUUUUGGUUCCUGGGCCUGGGGCUCCCAGGAGAUGAGAAAGUCAAGCCGGAUCGUUGGCUUGUACGAGAUGAGAAGGGUAAUGAUGAAUAUAAUGGUUCUGCAGGGCCGACCUUACCCUUCGGCCUUGGACUUCGCGGUUGCUUCGGACGAAAGCUGGCAUACAUGGAAAUGA